CUCUAGCAGCCAUGUUGGACUGCUCUGUCUCCCUCUCAUUUUUCAUCUUUGAAGUUCCCCUCUCUCUCUCUCUCUCUCUCUCUCUCUCUCUCUCACACACACACACACACACACACACAACUUAUGGCAAUGGGAAUAGCAAUAGGGAGUGAUCAAGGUGCAGCAGGGGAAUACAAUGGGAGGAUGACUUUAUUUGUGGUGUUAUCUUGCAUGAUGGCUGCCAUGGGAGGAGUUAUUUUCGGCUACGAUAUUGGAAUUUCAGGUGGAGUGACCUCAAUGGAACCAUUCCUGAAGAAAUUCUUCCCAGAAGUGAACACAAAGAUGAAAGAAGACACCAAGAUUAGCAACUACUGCAAAUUUGACAGCCAGUUGUUGACCUCAUUCACAUCCUCCCUCUAUGUGGCUGGCCUCAUUGCUUCCUUCUUUGCCUCAUCCGUCACCAAAGCUUUUGGGCGCAAACCCUCAAUCCUCAUCGGAGGAGCUGCAUUCCUUGCAGGGGCAGCCCUUGGUGGCGCAGCUUUAAAUGUCUACAUGCUAAUCUGUGGCCGCGUCUUGCUCGGUGUUGGUGUUGGCUUUGCAAACCAGUCAGUGCCACUAUAUCUCUCAGAAAUGGCUCCACCAAGAUACAGAGGAGCAAUCAACAAUGGCUUCCAAUUCAGCGUCGGCAUCGGUGCUCUCUCAGCAAACCUCAUCAACUACGGCACACAAAAGAUCAAAGGCGGCUGGGGUUGGAGGAUCUCCUUAGCCAUGGCAGCAGUCCCCGCUUUGAUCCUAACUCUCGGCGCCCUCUUCCUCCCCGAAACACCCAACAGCCUAAUCCAACAAAACACCGAUCCCCAGACGGCCAAAUCGAUGCUACAACGAAUCAGAGGCACCCAAGACGUCCAAGCGGAACUAGACGACCUUAUCAAAGCUAGCGAAAUCUCGAAAAACAUCAAACACCCAUUCAAAAAAAUCAUUCAGAAAAAAUACCGGCCUCAGUUGGUCAUGGCAAUAGCAAUACCCUUUUUACAACAAGUCACUGGCAUCAACGUGAUUGCGUUUUACGCUCCCCUUGUUUUUCGGACGAUGGGUAUUGGCGAAAGUGCUUCGCUGAUGUCAUCGGUUGUGACGGGAGUGGUGGGUACCGGGUCCACGUUCAUAUCCAUGUUGAUCGUUGAUAAGCUUGGGAGGAGAGUUUUGCUUUUGGUCGGGGGAAUUCAAAUGUUGGCGUCACAAGUAAUGAUCGGAGUGGUACUAGCAACUCAGUUGGGGGACCAUGGUGGGGUGAGCGAAGGGUAUGCCGUUUUGGUCCUGGUUUUGAUAUGCGUUUACGUUGCAGGGUUUGGGUGGUCGUGGGGUCCGUUGGGGUGGUUGAUUCCCAGCGAGAUCUUCCCGCUGGAAAUACGGUCGGCGGGGCAGAGCAUCAACGUGGCUGUGAAUUUUUUGUUCACCUUUGUUGUGGCUCAGACUUUUUUGGCUAUGCUUUGCCAUUUCAAGUCUGGGAUUUUCUUCUUUUUCGGGGGGUGGGUGGCGGUGAUGACAGUGUUUGUUUACUUGUUUUUGCCGGAGACUAAGAAUGUGCCGAUGGAACAGAUGGGUAGAGUGUGGAGGGAACACUGGUUUUGGAAGAGAGUUGUGGGGGAGGAGUAUGAUGCGAGCAAAAUGGAGGAAUAAGUAAUACUAUCAUGCUACAAACACGUUUUUCGGCCACUCCCCAUACACUCCUCUCUCACGAGCAGCGGAGCCCGCAGAUGUGUGGAGCCCAUUGCUUGUGAGAGAGGAGUGUCUCGAGAGUGGCCGAUAGGCGGUAAAUGAGCAUACUAGUCUAACAACAAUGAUUUUUUCUAAUAAAGUCACUAAAGCAAUAUUGUUUUCUUA
Molecule: messenger RNA, 1860 nt
Organism: Rhododendron vialii
Lineage: Eukaryota; Viridiplantae; Streptophyta; Magnoliopsida; Ericales; Ericaceae
Product: hexose carrier protein HEX6-like
Exons: 3
Coding region: 124-1656 (510 amino acids)
Biological process (GO): monosaccharide transmembrane transport
Cellular component (GO): membrane
Molecular function (GO): monosaccharide transmembrane transporter activity
Source: RefSeq, a predicted model, not a curated record